AGUCAGUUUGGCUCAAGCAAUUUUGGCUGAAGCCCUGUUUCCCCACGCCGUUAAGCCAGUAUCAACCAUCAGCCCUUCGUACGUAAGGAAUAGUACAGUCCAGCAUCGGCAAUGAUAUCAAAGAGGUCAAAUCCGAUUGUGUACUCAAUUUUUUUAAGUUUGUGCGAUAUAGGAGCUUUGAGCUUGCACUUGAAGGCGAAUGGGACAACGCCAUGCGAUUUGACGAAAGGGAGAUGGCAGAUGUCAGCGAAGCCGCCAUUGUAUGACAUAUCUCAUGUCGACGGAGAAUUCAAAUGCCCCCGCAGCAAAUCAGAUGACAUUACUAAAUACGCAUGGGUUCCAGAUGACUGUGAGUUACCACUUUUCAACGCAAGCAAAAUGCAGCACAUCUUUUCUCGGCGUCCCAUAUUCAUGGUCGGGGAUUCGCUAGUUCGCAACACCUACGAAUCAUUGCGCAUGUUAAUGCCAACGGUUGAUAACAUACAUUUUGACUUUGACCGGUAUCUUGGACAUAGGUGUGGUGCACCUAAUGAGCCGGCAGCAAAAGAGCAAUUUCCCAUUGAGCGCGAUCACGAUAGUUUGGGACUGAGUGGUUGCGCUGUGGAGCUUGACGAAAUUUCUACCACGGGCACGUUUGGCAAGUUAUUGAACAGCUCUAUCCUGAUGCUCGGUGGUGGACACCAUUUUGCGCGUCGUGGCAACACAUAUCACUAUAGAGACAGGACUCUCGAAGACACGGGUGGACGUAUCAAUAUUGAGGCAUUCACCAUUGCUAUUGAACUUGUGUUUCGCACAUUAGAGAAGAUGGCAUUCACAGGAGACGUCAUUUUACAAACCUAUAGCCCAGGGCAUUUCUUUCAUGGCGAUUGGGAUUCGCAUGGCAGUUGUAACGGACAGACGGGGCCAGUGAAUAACAUUAGUGAGUACGCCGAUUUAGGAUCUGCGUCUUUCUCGGACAUCGAAGCAGUAAACUCGAUGUUGCGUUCCACUGCCAAGAAUCCAGACUGGAAGUUCGGUGUUCGUAUUUUCGAUAUCACCGCCAUGAGCUGGGGACGAGCAGAUGCUCAUCCUGGUGAAGUCUCCAAUGAUUUACCCGGCAAGAUCACCAAAAAUGAUUGCCAGCAUUGGUGCUUGCCAGGAGUUCCAGACGUUUGGAACCAGGCCUUGCUACACAUACUGAGCGAUCUGUUCGCGUGAGGAUCUUGCCAGAUAGUAGCAGAGCGUGGGCCCCAACAGCCGGUUCAUUCAGAUUUCCUUCGCAGCGCAGAAACUCUUGGCGAGGAUUGGCCCGUCAUUGCAAAUUCAACGCAGACCACAAAAGGGAGGAUACUGUUUCCUGGGGCAAACACACUAGUCGCUCACAUCGGUUAUCGAGCGCGUGUGCGCAUCAGAGUUGUAUGAAUACGAUUGGAGUUGCUUCGGUUACCAGACGCCGGACGUGUCCGAGGCAUGAGGUUGCAAACGAGUGUGUUCAAGUGUCGCCAUCGUCAAUCACCAUCAUCGUAAUUUUGUGUUCAUGCACGUGUUUGGCGCGCCGACCUGUAUUUAGGGCGUGGUUGGCGUCUCCACCUUGCUUGCGUUUGCCUGGUCGACGCGCGUUUGGCGCGUCGCCUGGUGACUGGCGCGCGUUUGGCGCGUCGCCUGCCGCGCCGUUCGGGAGGAAACAUUGUGGCGUGGAGAUUAAAGUUUUUUUGAGAGCACCCAAGAUGUUGCAAGACGGCGUUGGAGAGGUCAAGAGCGCUCAACGAGGGCCCAGCAUGGCUUUCAGGCAGCCCAAGAGGCCCCGCAUACGCCCCAAGAGGGCGGCCUCUAUCCAUGACGGUUGUGCUCACGGCACAUUUGUACACAAGUUUGCUACCCGUGCCGGUCGUGCUCAGGGCACAGGGGGACGCAAGCGAGGUGAAUGGGAUCACCACCCAGAUUUUCAGCCACCUUGGCUCGUGCCAGCUCAGACCGCUCGGGUUUGCACGCAGGCGUGCUCGCGACGGUGAUUGUCCGUCAAAGGUGCGGCGCCCGUCACGGCGCCCAAAUGUGCCAUGUCCGCGCCUCCGCGAGCGCCCAACGGUCACCAACAUCAUUUUCACAUGCUUCACUUCAGCUAUCAUCACUCCAGCCAU
Messenger RNA from Prorocentrum cordatum, 2117 nucleotides. Lineage: Eukaryota; Dinophyceae; Prorocentrales; Prorocentraceae. The record is from the annotation of a GenBank genome assembly.